This is a messenger RNA of Oreochromis aureus, 5701 nucleotides long. RefSeq names its product DnaJ (Hsp40) homolog, subfamily C, member 18 (gene dnajc18). The record is from RefSeq and is a predicted model, not a curated record. NCBI's taxonomy places the organism in Eukaryota, Metazoa, Chordata, Actinopteri, Cichliformes, Cichlidae. Bases 389 to 1558 code for a protein of 389 amino acids. Gene Ontology annotation, biological process: cellular response to misfolded protein. Gene Ontology annotation, molecular function: Hsp70 protein binding. The transcript is spliced from 8 exons. Gene Ontology annotation, cellular component: endoplasmic reticulum membrane.
GACGCCACCACGGUCUCGCCUCCGUCGCUUGUCCAUCACUGGACGGAGAGAUCCCUUUAAUUUGAUAAGGUGGCUCUUUAAACGCCACUAAAACAGACAAACAGUCAAUUUCAAGACUCUCAGCUUAAAUAAUGGCGCAGCUGCAGGCCUGUUUGCAGCCUCACAACCACCGCCACCGUCUGCUAAUCGGAUAGAGACAAGGACUUUGAGUGACUGCAGGAUUGCGCCUUGCUAAUGUUACGCAGCUGCUGUCUGUAACCAAAGCUAGUCGGCUAUCUAACGUUAGCUGAAGCGGCUCCGCUUUGCCAUAUGAUAUAGACGCUCAGUGUACAGGGACAAACCUGAGCAGAAAGCGACUUGCUCCGCUAAAUAGCCCAAUACCGCUGACAUGGACAAAGAAGAAGCAGACCGGCUGAUAGAGAAGGCCAAGCUGUGUUUACGGUCAGGACGGAAAGAUCGGGCGUUGCAGCUGCUAUAUGAGGCGCAGAACAUUUACCCCAGCACCCGGGCCAGAGUGCUGAUAGAUGCCAUACUGAGAAAUGGAGGCGGUGCCGCUCCAGAAACAAACCACGUGCCCCCACCGACAGGAUGGCGAGAUGAGGACAUUGGAACCAGUGAAACAAAUAAUGCAAGUGGUGACGAGAAGAAGAGCUACACCGAGGAGCAGCGCCAAGGUGUUCUCAGGAUAAAGAAUUGUAAGGACUUUUAUGAGAUUCUCGGCGUGCACAAAAGUGCCAGCGAUGAAGAUUUGAAGAAGGCCUACAGGAAGUUGGCCCUGAAAUUUCACCCUGACAAGAACUUUGCUCCGGGAGCCACAGAUGCUUUCAAAGCAAUAGGUAAUGCAUAUGCAGUGCUGAGCAAUCCAGAGAAGAGGCGGCAGUAUGAUCAGUAUGGAGAUCAGUCUGCAAGUAUGAACGCACCCCAGCAAUCCACCCACAGUCGGCACGGACACUACCGCAGCUUCCACAGGGACUUCGAGGCUGACAUUUCCCCCGAGGAGCUCUUCAACAUGUUCUUCGGAGGAAGGUUUCCCACAGGAAAUAUCCAUGUGUACACCAACCAGGGAGCCUCCUACUCUCAGUUUUAUCAGCCUCGUCGUCGACGUGCUCAUGAAAGGCGCGAGGAGGUGGUGGAGGAAAAUCAGAGUCAGAACACCUUCACAGCUCUUCUGCAGCUUCUCCCCGUGUUGGUGCUAAUCCUCAUAUCAGUGUUUACUCAGAUGAUGGCCACUAACCCGCCCUACAGUCUCUUCUAUAAGCCAGCCAUGGGGCUAGUGGUGUCCAGGGAAACGCAGCACAUGGGUGUACCAUACUAUGUAGACAAGGGUUUUGAGAAGGAAUACCGUGGCGCUGCACUGCAGGAGCUCGAGAAAACCAUCGAGAACGACUAUAUUGAACACCUGCAGAGCAGCUGCUGGAAAGAAAAACAGCAAAAAUCAGACCUGGCAAACCUCGGACAGCUGUACCGAGACGAUCGUUUAAAGCAGAAGGCGGAGACGAUGAGGCUGGAAAACUGUGAGAAACUGCAUCGACUGCUUGGGCGUCAGAGAGGAAAAUGAGGACUCUCGGAGAGGAGAAAGUGUUUCUUUACAGACUUUACAAUAAUGUAUUUUACCUAAGUGUGUAAUUUAUCCAAUCUGGCCACUUUGUGAGGAAAUCUCUUUGGGUACAGCACAACCAGUGGGAGAUUAUGCCGCUGGGAACGAUGUGCCUUCUCUCCUCGUUCGAUAGUAGAAAGUGAAGUUGCAUGUUAGCUGCCGGCCCUAGCUGUGGUGGUAGCUGUGACAGGUGCGGAGUCACUGUGGAAGCGUGUACAAUGUCUCAGAGCCUUUAAACUUUCUUAUAGAAAUGGCAUGACAUAAGGGGGCUCCCUUUGGGGUUACAAAGGCAGUUGUAUGUUCACACAUACAUGUUUUAUCUGGUUGGGUUUUGUAGUUCACCUGUAUUUAUUUUGGAUGUUUCUGUGUCCUUGCUCAAAUUUUAGGUGUAUUUAUUUAGUAGAUGAUAGAGGAAACAUCCAUUUUUCUUUCCUGUUAGAAAUGAAGUACAGUGUACUGUAGUCUUAUUUUUAGUCUGCAACAUUUUAUUUAUGAUUGAAACAUAGACAAAUCACUCAUUUGGACCUUGAGCAAUAGGAGGCACAGUAACAUUUUACAGAAUAUGCUGUUUUCUGUUUGUGCUGCCAAAAAAAGGAGCUGCUUCCUACAGCAGAGCUUCAGGCUCCCUGCGUCAGCGCUUGCAUAGGUGUUUAUUGUGUUGGUCAUUUAGGAAUGGCAGUUCAGCCGAAAGAAAAGGCAGUUCACAGUGUUUCCUGCUGUAUAUGGGAAUCUUCACUAUAAGCAGUUUGUAUAGUUUUAUGGAGUUUAAAUGGCUUGCAAUACAGUUUUUUGUUUGUUUUCCUAACUGAAAGCUCAGAUGCUUCCAGAAAAAUGGGUUUUCAGCUCAAAUCUAGAUAUUUUAUAAAUCCGAUACCCGUAAUUUCUUCUGAUCUUUUAUAACAAUAAUGAUCAUUUAAAAAUAAACGUUAAAAAAAAAACAACCUAAUAUAUAAGAAUUGAAUGGCUAUGAUUAGAAAGCCUAAUCCGAUAGUGGUAGCUUCAGUCAGUAGUGGCUGGGAGUUUUUCAAAGAAACAAGCACGAAGCUGCUUUGUCUCUUUGUGCUAGCAGUCGUAGUCCUCCGAUGCACUGCUGCCUCCCGGUGUCAUUUUGUAAAUAACGGAGACUGUUAAACUCCUUGGAGACUUUGUUUUCCACAGCUAACUUGUGAGUAUGAUCAUUUCAUCCAGACAGAAACCAAAAUUGGGAUUUUUACUUGCCAUGUUCUGGUCAAAUCACGUCAUCAUUAAUGGGAUUCUAACUUAUGGAGCCCUUUUUUCUUCAAUAUAUAUAUAUUUUUUUUUAAAUAAAAAAAGCUCAGCUCACACAAACCCUAUACAGACAUUAAUACUUGUUGCUGCGCACUAGGACUGCCAGACUGCCUUACCUGUUGUCAUACUUGUGAAAUAUUCAGGUUCACCUCAAGCACUUUUUAAGUUCAUAUUAACUCCAUAUUGUUACUGUUGCAUGCAUCUUUGUGAUUUUUUUUUUUUUUUUUUUUUUUUUUUAAAUUAGUUGCAAAUUAAUUUUUUGGCUAAUACAUCUUCAUGACUGCUGAAAUUAUAAAUGUCAACUGUCAGAAUAUAUUCAGAUCCACACUGGAAGUCACAAACAUGUAAAUGAUAUUAUAUUUACUGUGAUACACACGAGUCAGGGUUUGGUAUUAAUCAGUGCAGACAUACCCCUUGAGUAAGAACUGCAAAGUUAAGCUUUCAGCCAAAAAUACCACAAAAUUAAAGAAUAAUCAGAAAAUCUUCUCAGUCUGUCUGGUUUCUUUUUCACGGUGGCUCUUUGAAUGCAUCACUUCAUGUUAAGCUGCUAUUUAAGAACCAGCUCUUAAUUUUUAACUAAUAAUCAUGGAUUUCAAAACUAUAUCACACAAAAAAUAUCAAACGGUGAGCUUCAGCUUCACUGUUUACUGGGUCUGAACCUAAUUUGCAUUGUAGCCGUGAUGCAAACUGUUCAAACUGGACUCAAAGUCUUCAGAUGUUUUCACUUUUUUCAAAUGAUUUCAUUGUAAUUUAACUUUGAAUUGCUGUAUUUUUUCCUCUAUCAUUCUUCACUCUAACCCUUAUACAGAAGCAUAUACAGUAAAAGGUCCCACAGUUCACUCCAUGUCAGGAUAAAAACCAAGUCAGUGGAUUCAAAUAACUCUGUAGUUUUUAGAUAAAAUUGUGGCGAGGCUUAAAUAGUGACAAAGGUAUCGAACUGUUUCUCGAGCUGUCGCUUGUGAAAUAGAAACAUUUUAGAAACUCUAAGAUUCUUCCUGGAGUUCGCCCCACAGCCAAACAGAGAAGCCAAGCAAGAAGGGCAUUCAUCCAGGUCGUGACCAAGCACCCAAUGGUCAACAGUUUCAGACGUAAUCUUCACAGAUGGGAAAGCCAGAGUUGCUUCAGUCCACUGACUGUCCUUGAGCGGCUGAGCCAGAACCCAGAUGUGACGCUCAUGACACUGGUAGAGAGAACUAGAGAUGGCAGUUAUCCAAUCUGAUAAAGCCUGAAAGGAUUUGCCUGGAAAAAUGGAAUAACCUGCCUUUAUCCAGGUGUGCAAAGUCUGUAGACUUAGCCAAACAGAUAAAAAGCUUUUAAAGCUAUCAACAAAACUUCUGCAGAGCACUGAGUAAAAGAUCUAAAGGCUUUUGUAAAUCAAAUACUUGUGAUUUAGACUUUCAGACAAAUUUUGGGGGGAAAAAAUCUGGCAUGCUUUUGCUUGGUUAUGGGAAAUUUAUUGUAUAUUGAUGGGUUUUUGUUUUGUUUUUUAAUUUUGAAAAUUAAAAGUGUGGAAAAAGUGACAGGGUCUUAAAAUCUUCUCAAAGCACUGUAAACGCUUAUCUAAGACGAGUUGUUUGUUAAGCAGACCAAAUGUACAAACUGAGAACGUCUCGUACUUUGAAUUACAUAAAAACCAAACAUUUGUCUGCUUUUGCAUAUUUACAAGGAAGAGCGAGGACAGAGUAGCAUCAUGAGCUACUAAACCUGGAAAUAUCUUGGCUUGGGUUCUAUAAAAGUUACAAGCUUUAUUCAUUGGGUCAUUAAUACUGAACAUGAUUGAAGAAAAGCAAGUGGGAACGCUGUGAAAAACGCUGCAUCUCCUUCGGUGUGCGCACAGGGUUUAGUAUUAGUGUUCCUUAAAGCCAGUCCUGAAAAAUACUACAAGCUUCCAAAAUCAAUUACGGUGCAUGAAACAUCAGCCUCGCAACAAAAAAGGGGAAUUUCACUCUGACAAAAACAAAAAAAAGCCAACUGUUCUCACCGAUUUGUGCGCACAUAGCUUGCAUGAGAGUUUGUGAUUGGCUCUAACAGUGACCGCUGUGGUCGGUUUUGGGUUGGCACAGUGGAAACGUUUUGUGCAAAUUCAAGUAUAACGUAACAGCUUUUUUUUUUUUUUUUAAACAGACUUUAAAGUAAACAACAGUUUAGAAAUGUAACACUUAAUCAAAAGCACUGAGUAUGUAGUAGAAUAAGCAUGUAGGUACUGUUUCACAGAAGUGUCACAUUGAUAAAAUAAAUCAACACAAACAUUACAGUAAUGCUAAAAAAAAAAGAUAUCAAAGUCUUAAAAUUAGAUUAAAAUUUGUUUUACACCUGCAGUGAAAACACUUCUGUUUGAAAUCAACGUGCCCCUCUGGCCAGACUUUUUGCCCUCUGGACGCUAAUCUAGGGAUCAACUUCAAGCCCAGUUAAUUCAAUUUUCAGCCCAACUGUAUAAUAGGAGCAUUUUUUUAAAAACAUCUCUACAUCCCCAUGAACUUCAGAGCAGGUUACGUCUGAGUGAUGUGCAGCUAUAUCUAUGAAAGGUCUGACAUGGUCUUUCAGGAUGCUCCCACUCUAAUCUGGGAUUAUACUUUAUGUAAUCCACGACUGUAUGGCUGUCUCAGAACAAAUUAGCAUCUCCACACUGCAGUCUAUCCUUUUAAUCUAGAGUGCAAGCAAAGGUUACACUGCACCAUACGCAGAGCCACAAUCUGUGCAACUGAGAGACAAUGAGAUCAGUCUUUUCACUUUAUCUCAGGGACACCAUACUGGUACAAUAUCAUACUGAUGGUUUCAUUUCUUCAUUUUGAGGUCAGCUUCUAUGGCACUACGGCGCCCUCUGGUGCCUCCAUC